AUGUUUAGGAAUAAUAAUAACGAUAAUAAUAAUAAUGAUAAUGGCUUUGAUGAUGAAAAUAAAGGUAUUUUCUUAGAUAGUAAGAUAGAGAUUAGUGAUGAAACGUCAUUAAUUCAUAAACCUUAUCAUGAUGAUUACGACGAAAAUGGAUUAAUCAAUAAUAAUAAUAAUAGUCAUAAUAAUAAUAAUGGUGGUAACAAUAACAACCAUGGUCCAUCAAAAGUUACUCAUAGAAGAGGUAAACAUACAUUCACAGAAGCAGAUAAAUUAAAAAUGACAAAAUUUGAAAGUUUAGAUUUUCCAAUUAUUGAUAAUCAAAUUUAUAGAGAAUAUAUAAGAAGGACAUCAAAAUUAAAUCAUAUGUUAAAAACAUUUGGUAAAUGGAUAAUUUGUUUUAUGAUUGGUGUAUUAGUUGGUAUAACGGCAUAUUUGGUUAAACAAAGUGUUGAAUUUGUAAAUGAAUUCAAAUUUGAUCAAUCAGGAAAAUAUUUAGAAGAUGAAAGAAAGUUUAUAGCAUUUUUAGUUUAUUAUUCAAUCAAUAUAUUAUUUGGUGUUAGUGCAUCAUUGGUUAUUAUACCAGUGGGUCAAAUCGCAUCGGGUUCAGGUAUACCAGAGGUAAAGGGUUAUUUGAAUGGUAUACGUAUUCCUCAAUCGAUGAAUGUGAAAACAUUGGUUGGUAAAUUGGUGUCAUUAAUACUCGCCUACUCUAGCGGACUAAUAUUGGGACCUGAGGGACCGAUGAUUCACAUUGGAAGUAUGUUGGGUGGAGCAAUUGGCCAAGUUAAAUCAAAAACAUUGAAAUGGUAUCCCAAGGUGCUUUGGAAGUACCAUAACGACCGUGACAGAAGAGACUUCAUAUCAACUGGUGCUGCUGCUGGUGUCGCCGCUGCUUUUGGUGCACCCAUUGGCGGUGUUUUGUUUGGCUUUGAAGAGGCUUCAUCAUUUUGGUCACGUCAAUUAACUUGGAGAACUUUCUUUGCUUGUUUAAUCGCCACAUUCACCACCAAUAUCAUUCUACAGGGUUUCGAUAUGCAACUUCAUGACUAUGGUGUAUUGAAAUUUGGUCUCUCCAAUAAAUAUCUUUACAAAUAUUCAGAGUUAAUUCCAUUCGCAUUGAUAGGUGUUGCAGGUGGUUUAUUCGGUGCAUUAUUUGUCAAUUUAAAUGCACAUUUAUCUCAAUGGAGAAGUAAAUUCUUUGCAAAUAAAAAGAUUUAUUUACGUGUUUUAGAGGUUUUCAUUUUAAUUACAAUUACAUCAACCAUUUUAUAUUGUUGUGCAGCUUUUACACCAUGUCGUUCAAAAACUCAGGCAAAUGGUUCACAAACAAAUUCUUUAGAUACCUCAUCCUCCUCAAUUUUAUCAUCAUCAGGUGAUAAUUCAAAAAAUUCAACAAAACUUUUUAAAUUAUUAAAUAAUGCAAGUGGUGAAGAUAAACAAGAAGAUAAAUUCAUUGCAUUCUUUUGUGAACAAGGUGAAUAUAAUCAAAUGGCAGGUUUAUCAUUUAAUAGUUUAGAUGCAGCAUUACGUUUAUUAUUUAGUACAAGUACCGAUAUUUUCACAAUACCAACUUUAGCAGUAUUUUCCUUGAUUUCAUUCAUUUUAACUACAAUCACUAGUGGUUUAAUGUUGGCAAGUGGUUUAUUCAUUCCAAUGAUGUUAGUUGGUGCUACCUUUGGUAGAUUGGUUGGUCAAGUGAUUGCAUUAUUCGUAUCUGUGGAUCCAUGUAUCUAUGCUUUGGUUGGUGCUUCAGCUAUGAUGGCAGGUUUUUCACGUAUGACCAUUUCCUUGGCAAUUAUUAUGGUGGAAUUAACAGAGGGUACACAAUAUAUGCUUCCUGUGAUCUUAUCAGUUAUGAUUGCCAAAUGGGUUGGUGAUUUCUUUAAUGAAUCCAUUUAUGAACAUUUAAUUGAACAGAAAUGUUAUCCAUUCCUUCAAUCACAACCUCCAAAAUCAAUGAUCAAAUUGGGUGUAGUCGAUAUUAUGAAGACUGAAGUCGUGACAUUGCAUGAGGUGGAGCGUGUUAGCAAGGUUAUUGAAGUAUUGAAGUCAGAACAACAUUUCCACAAUGGCUUCCCAGUUAUUGAACGUCCAAGACCACUCGAUCCAAAUAGGAAGGAUGCUUAUGGCAAUUUAGAAUACUAUGAAGAUGAAACCACCUAUAGUGGUUUAAUAUUACGUAAUCAAUUGAUUUGUUUACUCUAUUAUAGAAUCUUUUGUCAUGAACAACCAUUACCUCAAAAUCCACGUUUACUUGGAGGCAAUUCAAAUAGACGUUACAAUCAACGUCGUUUUGGUCGUCCAACCGAAUAUGGCUACGCUCCUGCUGAUCCAAGAAUGACCUAUGAACUAAUGACUCAAUCAUUGGCAAGACAUUUCCCACCAAUCGAUAAAAUGAACCUUAAAAAAGAAGAGAUCGAAACAAUGUAUAUCGAUCUUAGACCCUAUAUGAAUCUAAGUACAAUCGUUGCAAAUGAAACUUAUUCCUACUCGGAAACUUAUUCAAUUUUUAGAACUAUUGGUCUUAGACAUUUACCUGUUGUAAAUAAAAAGAAUGAAGUUGUUGGUAUUGUAACAAGAAAAGAUCUUUUAUAA
Molecule: messenger RNA, 2592 nt
Organism: Dictyostelium discoideum AX4
Lineage: Eukaryota; Evosea; Eumycetozoa; Dictyosteliales; Dictyosteliaceae
Gene: clcA
Product: chloride channel protein
Exons: 2
Coding region: 1-2592 (863 amino acids)
Biological process (GO): chloride transport; chloride transmembrane transport; transmembrane transport
Cellular component (GO): membrane
Molecular function (GO): chloride transmembrane transporter activity
Source: RefSeq, a predicted model, not a curated record